Metopolophium dirhodum (rose-grain aphid) is the source of this 677-nucleotide messenger RNA. RefSeq names its product ER membrane protein complex subunit 6 (gene EMC6). Gene Ontology annotation, cellular component: EMC complex; endoplasmic reticulum; membrane. The record is from RefSeq and is a predicted model, not a curated record. The coding region runs from base 204 to 548 and encodes 114 amino acids. NCBI's taxonomy places the organism in Eukaryota, Metazoa, Arthropoda, Insecta, Hemiptera, Aphididae. The transcript is spliced from 5 exons. Gene Ontology annotation, biological process: autophagosome assembly; protein folding in endoplasmic reticulum.
AGAUGAUAGGGAAAAGGAAUAAAAUAAAUAAUAAUAUAAAUAACUUAUUAUAAUGAUUGGGCGAAUAAUUCAAUUUAUCCAUUAAAAAUCAGUACAAUAUUUUAGGUACUAUAUUAUAAUCACUUCCAGACAUUCCGACUUCGUAGUCAUUUUUGUACUAUUUAGUAUUUAAUAAGUAAAUAGUUCCAUUCAAUUUAUUUAAAAUGACAGAAAACAAAGAAUUCAAAGAAACUAAAUUUAAAGAAUUGGUAUCCUACAGUGAACCGGCUCUUCGCAAUAAUUCUUCAGUCGUCGAAUACUGCCGUACUUCAAUGUCUGCUUUAUCUGGGUGUACUGCUGGCAUUCUAGGAUUGACUGGACUAUCUGGAUUCAUAUUCUACAUAUUUUCCGUUUUAGCAUUAUGGGGUUUGUUAUUGUUCAAAGCAGGAAACUUGUGGCAAAAAUAUUUUCUUAAUAGACAUAGUCUAUUCACUGGAGGUUUUUUCAGUGGACUUUUUACAUAUGUAUUAUUUUGGACAUUUUUAUAUGGUAUGGUACAUGUCUAUUAAUUAUUUUUCUUCUUGUAUUCUUAUGAUUUUUUUUUUUAAAGUCUGAAAUAAAUUGUGUAUCUUAGAUGUAUUAUGCUGUGAAAAUUAAUAAUAAAAACAAUUUAUUGCUUUAUAAGGUAUUAUAAUAAU